ACAGCUCGCGGCAAUGGCGGACGCCGUGCAGCGGCCAUGCAGCAUCUGCAUGGAGCCCAUGGCGCCCUCGGGGGCCCACCGCGGCAGCAUCACCUGCACGCACGCCUUCUGCGGGGCGUGCCUGACGGGCCACGUCCGAGUGAAGCUCGAGUUGGGCCGCGCCGGCGCCGUGGGGUGCCUCGACGCGGCAUGCGCCGGCACGCUCGACCCGGAGCUCUGCCACGCCGCGCUCCCGGGCGACGUGUUCGAGCGGUGGUGCGCCGCGCUGUGCGAGUCCAUGUUCGCCGGCGCGCGGCGGACCUACUGCCCGUUCCCGGACUGCUCCGAGAUGAUGGUGUCCGACGACGGCGGCGACACCGUGACGCAGUCCGAGUGCCAGGUGUGCAGGCGGCUGUUCUGCGCCCAGUGCCGCGUGCCGUGGCACGCCGGCGCCGACUGCGCCGCCUACAGGCACCGGGACACGGUCAGGGGGGACGCGAUGCUGCUGGAGAUGGCCGCGGGGAGGAGGUGGAGGCGGUGCUCAAAGUGCCAGUUCUUCGUGGAGAAGACCGAAGGCUGCUCGCACAUCAGAUGCCGGUGUGGCUACCAGUUCUGCUACGGGUGUGGCUCGCAGUGGGGCACGUCUUGUUCCGGGUGCACUAAUUAGGGAGUCGAUAUAUAUCCUGAGAUUAUAUCGACGCUCAGAUGCUGUUGUCGUAAUAUUUAGUA
Molecule: messenger RNA, 708 nt
Organism: Triticum urartu
Lineage: Eukaryota; Viridiplantae; Streptophyta; Magnoliopsida; Poales; Poaceae
Product: E3 ubiquitin-protein ligase RSL1-like
Biological process (GO): protein ubiquitination
Molecular function (GO): zinc ion binding; ubiquitin-protein transferase activity
Source: RefSeq, a predicted model, not a curated record